This is a messenger RNA of Protopolystoma xenopodis, 294 nucleotides long. NCBI's taxonomy places the organism in Eukaryota, Metazoa, Platyhelminthes, Monogenea, Polystomatidea, Polystomatidae. The record is from the annotation of a GenBank genome assembly.
AGAAAGACGGAUCACGUCGAAGAUGAUACAGUUGUUCGAGCUCGGGGGUUGCCAUGGCAAGCAACUGACGCAGACAUACAGAGCUUCUUCAGUGGGAUUAACAUCGCACCAGGAGGAAUUGCCUUGGCGCUCAGCAGAAUCGGCCGGCGGAAUGGCGAAGCUCUCAUUCGUUUGACAGAUGGAGAUCAACGGAAUCUAGCUCUACGAAAACACAAACAUCAUAUGGGCCAACGCUACAUCGAAAUAUAUACGGCUUUAGGCCGUGAUUUUAUAACCGUUGCUGGAGGUAAGUAG